Messenger RNA from Neoarius graeffei (lesser salmon catfish), 1066 nucleotides. RefSeq names its product zinc finger CCHC-type and RNA binding motif 1 (gene zcrb1). Gene Ontology annotation, molecular function: zinc ion binding; RNA binding. Gene Ontology annotation, cellular component: U12-type spliceosomal complex. The record is from RefSeq and is a predicted model, not a curated record. NCBI's taxonomy places the organism in Eukaryota, Metazoa, Chordata, Actinopteri, Siluriformes, Ariidae. The transcript has a single exon. The coding region runs from base 53 to 721 and encodes 222 amino acids. Gene Ontology annotation, biological process: mRNA splicing, via spliceosome.
CGGUUCAAAUAAUAAUAAUACGAGGGCAGUACAACUAGCGUUCUGGUACAAAAUGAGUGGCGGUUUGGCUCCGAGUAAAAGCACUGUUUAUAUUUCUAACCUUCCGUUUUCGUUGACUAAUAACGAUUUGCACAAGUUGUGCACGAAAUAUGGCAAAGUUGUCAAGGUGACGAUUGUCAAAGACAAACAAACGCGGAAGAGUAAAGGUGUGGCGUUUGUGCUGUUCCUGGACAGAGAGUCAGCUCAUAACUGUGCUCGGUCUCUGAACCACAAGGAGCUCUUUGGCAGGAUGGUGAAGGCCAGCAUCGCUAUUGAUAACGGAAGAGCUGCUGAGUUCAUCAGGAGAAGAAACUACACAGACAAGUCCAAGUGUUACGAGUGUGGCGAAGAUGGUCACUUGAGCUACUCCUGCCCCAAGAACUUGCUCGGAGAAAGAGAGCCUCCACCCAAAAAGGAAAAGAAGAAGAAGAAGAAGGUGAUGAUGAUGAAGCAGCACACUGACGAGGCUGAGCCAGAGGAAAGUGAAGAUGAAGGAGAAGACCCUUCACUGGACAGUUUAAGCCAGGCCAUUGCUUUCCAGCAAGCUCGAAUAGAAGAAGAAGACGGACGAAAGAAGCAGACCACAGGAGACCCGAACCACACUUCCACAUCAGAUAGUUCACAUAAGCCAAGGAUCAAAAAGAGCGCGUACUUCAGCGAUGAAGAAGAGCUCAGUGACUGAUGAACAUGAUCCUGUUCCUAAGAUCUCUAUGAUCAAAGAUUGGUGGACUUAUUGGUUACUAUAUCUAGUGGAGCUUUCUGUCUCUCAAAGGCUUAUCAAGAACUUGCAAGCAAAAUUCAAGUAAAAUAAAUCACUUGGUGUUUUGGAAAACUGAUGCUGUUUCCAAUGUGAUUGGAAAAGUUGUGGUCAUUCUACAGCAGUUCAGACUUCUUUGACUCUGUUAAUUGUUUUUGCUUGUUUGUCUUCUGAUAUUGUAAAUAAGGUCUACCUAUGAGUACAGAUGUUUACUGAGUGAUUUAAUGAUAUAACUCAAUGUUAUGCAAAUAAAGCAACAUUUUUUUUUUU